UUUCAGCGCUCAAAAAAUUAAUUGCAUUUUACCGAUAACUGAAAUAGUUGCACUUAGACAUUGUCAUACCGGCAUAAGAUGGGUGGUUCCACUAUGAAAACGGCUAAAGUGUGGAAAUAUUUUAUCCAGCUACCGAGCGAAGAACAAGCUGCUGAGUGCAGAAUAUGUUGUAAGAGGAUUAAAGCAACGAAUAGCAGUACGACAGGUAUGAUUCGCCAUUUGCGUAGCUGUCAUUCCAGUGAAUACCAAAUAUUGCAAGCCGCACGACAAAAUAAUGCUACUUCAAAGCAAGAGAACGAAACUUUGAACAUCGGGCAGAAUAAUCCAACAAAGAAGUCAAGAGAUGUGGCAAGCCAUUCGGUCGCUAACAUUAUCGCUACUACAUUCGAUAUAAGGCGUAAGCAUUUGGAAAACAGUAUUCGCUAUAUAUAUGCAGAUAAUGGUCCCGAACAAAAGAAAGCAAAAUUUGAUGAGUGUUGCAAUGCCGUUGACUUGCGAUUGGAACCAAAAAACAGAAUAAAUCGCAAAGAACAAGCGGAAAAGACUAGGGUAGUGAGGGAAAAUUUGUGGCCGGAUGAUCAUCCGGAUGCGCAAAGGAUUUCGGAUCAGAUUGGGAUAAUGCUACUUCUGGAUAACGAGUCACCAGCAAUUAUUAGUCGCAUUGGCUUCCGGAAUUUACUUCGCUUUCUUCAACCUAGAUAUCAAAUUCCGUCAACGGAGCAGUUCCACAAAGUAAUCUUGCCAAGAUUAAUUGGUCAAUUGAGAUUUGAUGCUAUCUCUUUGCAGCACACUGGCUUCGUCAGCAGUCAGCAAAGUGAUUUGAACGCACGAUUGAGUAGUUUAACUACAAUAUUAUUGGCGAAGGAAUAUGAUGUUGGGAAUUUUAUUUCCAAUGAAAAUAAUCGUGAACAUGCAGCUUUUAAUUCUAUCUAUAGUGAACAGAAAGAGCUUGAACGUGUGGUAAUCAAUUCAAUUCUCUCUGCACAGAAUAUAUCGCAGAGUUUUUCUCACAGUAUUCAACUCUGUGACGAAGAUACUGAUUCAAGUGUUGAGUUUGAAACAACCUUGUCUGCUCGCAUUGAUUCCUUCAUGAAACGUAUCGGAGAAUGUAUCUUCCCUCAAGCGGAGUUGACGGAUCUUGUAACGCGAUGCUAUUAUGCAUGUCGACAUUUGGAAGAGCUUUCAGAUGAUGGACAGCACCAAUCACAGUUGAAUAUUCAUUCACCUUUGCGAAGCUCAGAUUUAGCAGAUUGUGUGGAAUAUGUUAACAAAAAUUUGGAACGAAUUCAUGAAGAACAUAAACGUUCUCCCAUCCCAAUGUUCAAACCUUUCACAGAUGACGAGACUCAGUUUCUCUCUGAUCUCAACAUGCACAUUCAUUCCAUGUAUUUGCGCUCGUAGCUUUAAUAUUUCAUGUACAUUCGAGGUCUGUUCAUCACAUUGUCCUUAUGAGAGUAGCUUUUGAGAAUUUGGGGAUAUUUAAUGACC
Messenger RNA from Loa loa (African eye worm), 1488 nucleotides. Its product is annotated as BED zinc finger family protein. The transcript has 8 exons. Gene Ontology annotation, molecular function: DNA binding. The coding region runs from base 79 to 1401 and encodes 440 amino acids. The record is from RefSeq and is a predicted model, not a curated record. Lineage: Eukaryota; Metazoa; Nematoda; Chromadorea; Rhabditida; Onchocercidae.